AUGAAGCUGCCACCAGGUUACGUUCCUGGGCAUGGCGUGCAGAAGGCUACUGCAUAUGGGGGGUUUGGCGAAAAGCUUAUGAAGCAGAUGGGCUGGCAGGAUGGCCAAGGGCUUGGUCGAGACAAGAAGGGUAUCAAGAAAGCCAUUCAAGUCAAGCCGAAGGACGAUACAAUAGGGACGACCUUUGCUUGGGAGAAGAAGUGGUGGGAGGAAGCAUAUGACAGCAAGGCCAAGAAGAUCCAGGCCACGCUCGACAAUUCUGACUCAGAUGACUCCGACGAUGAUGUCAUUAUUGAUGUCAACCGCGAUGGCACGCGAUCCAGUGCUCACGAGCACGAGCGCAAGAUAGCAGCAGCACUGGCGAAGGAUCCCUGGGGCAGGUUUGGCGGUCGGGAAGGCAAGAUGGCGCGCAUUGCGCGGCAGGAGGCGGAGAUGCUGGCCCGAAUGCAGGGUGGGCAGGGUGCCAGCAUCAGUCAGCCGGACAGUCAGGUCACUGAUGCAGGCGCCUCUCAAGCAGCUACGCCGUCAGGUGCAGAGACGAGCAGGUCAGCAGCCGCGCAGGGCAGCGGAAAGGGGGUGAAAGCAGGAAAGAGGAAGCGCAGUGCGGAGGAGCUUGCCGCUCAGCAGGAGUCUCUUCCACGAGCCAGAAGGGAAAAGGGGGCCCAUGCAGAAGCAGGAAGCGAUGCUGAGGGUGCAGACACUCAGGGCGUCGGAUCAGAGAAGCCAGGGAAAGCAAAGGGGAAGAAAAAGCGGAAGCAGAAGGCCGCAGAAGCAGGGCAGAAUGACGAGGCAGCACAGGAGGCAGCGGCCAACGGGGCGCCCAGUCAGCGGCGGGUGCAUGUCGUGCGGUUGGCGCAGGAUGACUCAUCAAACAUCGCCCCCUUCAGUAGCACACCUGCAUCCGGGUGGUGGGGGGCGUCCAGAUUCAGGUCAGCAGGGUGCUUAGAGGGGCUGGAGCACACAGCGGAGCAUGUGAAGAAGGAGCGGCAGACCUUCACGGAGCAGACACAGGAGGACUUGUACACUGCCACCCAGGCCGCCAAGGUCACCGCCAAGAAGGGCCUCGGCACUUCCUCCAUGCCACGGAAGGUGGCGGGUGCCCGCUGGCAGGGCAAGAAGACGCUGAUAGGGGAGGAUGACGAGGCAGAGGCGGGGCCCCAGGGUGCUGAGGUGGCUGAGGGCAGGGCGGAGGAGCCGAUGUGCCUCCAGAAUGCCAAGUGGAAGAAGCUCGCAAAGGCUGCUCUGCUGGAGGCGCCAGACAGGAGAAUGUCAGUGAAGCGCCUCAGGCAGGUGGUAGUGAAGGCUGCACUAGCAAAGGAGGGCAUCACAGCUGUCAAGGCGACCCGCAAAGCACUGCAGGACGCCAUGCUUGCCAAGGUGUCAAGCAGUUCCAUGUUUGCUGUGGAGGAUGGCUUUGUGCGCCUGCUGUGA
This is a messenger RNA of Coccomyxa subellipsoidea C-169, 1431 nucleotides long. RefSeq lists its product as hypothetical. The transcript is spliced from 7 exons. Gene Ontology annotation, biological process: regulation of ribosome biogenesis. Gene Ontology annotation, molecular function: nucleic acid binding. The coding region runs from base 1 to 1431 and encodes 476 amino acids. Lineage: Eukaryota; Viridiplantae; Chlorophyta; Trebouxiophyceae; Coccomyxaceae. Gene Ontology annotation, cellular component: nucleolus. The record is from RefSeq and is a predicted model, not a curated record.